This is a messenger RNA of Condylostylus longicornis, 2544 nucleotides long. It is a transcript of the gene eIF3b, whose product is annotated as eukaryotic translation initiation factor 3 subunit B. Gene Ontology annotation, molecular function: translation initiation factor activity; RNA binding; translation initiation factor binding. The coding region runs from base 98 to 2167 and encodes 689 amino acids. Gene Ontology annotation, cellular component: eukaryotic translation initiation factor 3 complex. Lineage: Eukaryota; Metazoa; Arthropoda; Insecta; Diptera; Dolichopodidae. The transcript is spliced from 4 exons. Gene Ontology annotation, biological process: translational initiation. The record is from RefSeq and is a predicted model, not a curated record.
UAUAGUGCUAAUAUACUUUCUUUUUGGUGAUGUUCACUUUUUUGUAAGUACCAAUAAGCGCAUAAAGUAGUGACGGCAAUAAAUAAAAAAAACUGAAAUGGCCAAGAAGAAAAACGAAGAAUAUUCAGGAGAAAGUGGAGACGAUGCGGAUUAUGGUGAAGAACCCAAUUUUGAUGAUCCUGAAGAUUUUGUAGAUGAUGUUAGUGACGAAGAAUUGUUGGGUGAUUUAUUGAGUAAAAGGCCAUGUGAAACUGAUGGUAUGGAAAAUGUUGUUGUUGUCGAUAAUAUACCGAAGGUUGCACCAGCCCGACAAGAAAAAUUAAAGACGGUCAUAGAUAAACUAUUUUCCACAUUUGGUGAAAUAGUCAACACUUAUUAUCCUUUAGAUGAAGAAGAAAAUACAAAAGGAUAUGCAUUUUUGGAAUAUAAAAAUUCGCAAAAUGCCGAAACAGCUCAGAAACAAUUGAAUAAUCAUAGAUUAGACAAAAGUUAUACAUUUUCUGUCAAUCUUUUUACUGAUUUGGCGAAAUAUGAAAAUGUACCAGAAGAAUGGGAGCCCCCAAAGCCACAACCUAAUAAAAUACAAAACGAUUUGUACAAUUUCCUGUUGGAACCAGAUGCAUACGAUCAAUAUUGUGUAGCAGCCGAAACUGCGCCAAAUUCUGUUCAGGUUCAAUUUUGGCAAAAUACCUUACCAGAACCCACUGAAUUAGAGUCGAGGGAAAGAUUUACCGACACUUUUGUCAAAUGGUCACCAUUAGGAACUUAUAUAGUUACUUUUCAUAAACCUGGUGUAGCUAUUUGGGGUGGUACUGAAUUUAACAAAAUUAACAAGUUUCCUCAUCCAGGAACCCAAUUUGUUGACUUUUCUCCUUGCGAAAAUUAUUUAGUUACUUAUGGACCCUUACCAAAAAAUCAACAAAAUAUCAUUAUUUGGGAUAUACGGUCAGGUCAAGAAAAAAGAUCCUUUGUAUCUGAGAACAUGUCAUCUAUGUCAAUGUUCAAAUGGUCUCAUGAUGAUAAAUACGUAGCUACAAUGGGUACAAAUGUUAUUCAUAUCUAUGAAACACCAAGCUUUUAUUUAUUAGAUAUGAAGUCAAUCAAAAUUCCGCAAUUGAUGAGUUUUAGUUGGUCUCCAACUGAUAAUAUUAUAGCUUAUUGGGUAGCGGAAACAGAGCAAGUUCCUGCAAAAGUAGCAUUAGUUUAUAUACCUAAAAGACGUGAAAUAAGAACAGUAAAUAUCUUCAAUGUCUCAGAUUGUAAAAUACAUUGGCAAAAAUCUGGUGAUCACUUAUGUGUCAAAGCUGACCGUUACACAAAAAAAUCAAAAAAAGAUAAUGACGUAAAAUAUCUUGGUCCAUAUCAUACAUUUCAAAUAUUUGACAUGCGAACAAAGGACGUCCCAGUUGAUAGUGUGGAUAUAAAAGAUUUGGUUUUGGCUUUUUCGUGGGAGCCUGUAGGCACAAAAUGUGCCAUAAUACACGGAGAACAAAGCAACGCUUCCAUAAGUUUUUAUGAAGUUAAGAAAGGGCAACAACCAAAUCUUAUAAAAAAAAUGGACAAAAAAACUUGUAGUCAUCUCUUUUGGUCUCCUCGUGGACAAUUUAUAGUUCUGGCUAAUUUGACUAUGGGGACAUUUGAAUUUGUAGACACGAACAAUGACUUUAUAGUCAUGGGUAGCGGGGAUCAUUUUAGAGCAUCUGAAGUGGAAUGGGAUCCUACUGGAAGGUAUGUUGUAACUGGUGUUAGUUCAUGGAAAGUAAAGGAAGACACUGGUUAUAAUAUGUGGUCGUUCCAAGGACGAAUUGUUCGAAGAACAAUGUUAAAAAAUUUCGUUCAAUUUUUAUGGCGUCCAAGACCACCUUCUUUACUAACAGAGGCACAACAAAAAGAAAUUAAGAAGAAUUUGAAAAAGUAUUAUCCGCAAUUCGAGAACAAAGAUAGAUUACGAAUGACACGUGCUUCUAAAGAAUUAUUAGAAAAACGUGCACAAUUAAGAGAACAAUUUAUGGAAUAUCGCAACAAAAGAAUACAAGAAUGGAAAGAUCAGAAAAAUAGGCGUUUACAACUAAGAAACCAUAUCGAUACUGAUACACUUGCCACAGAAGAUGUUGAAGAGGAAAUUGUUGAAUUUUUGGUAAAAGAAGAAUUAACAACUCUCGAGUAGUUCGCCAGCAUUUUUAUACCAAUAAUUUUUUUAAUAAGCGACUUGCAUAUUUAAGAUUUGAUCUUCUUUAGUAGUCAAAUAUUAUAUAAGGAAGAUCUACAAUUAAAGGAUACAUACUUCAAAACAUAAGAUUUACGAAUAAUUUUUUGUAAGAAUUUUUUUCAAAAGAAAUAAAUAUAGGGGCAUACAUUGCGCAUAUUAAUAAUAUACAUAUUUAAAGUUAAUUUCAAGUUUUUACUUUAGUUUUAUGGUCAUUCAAAUUUAGAAAAAAUUAAUUAGAAUUCUUUUCAAGUUUUUAGUUAAAAUUUCGAAAGUUUUAAAUUAAAUUUACUCAAAUUUUUAACAAUGAAUUAUAAAAGAAUUAUUCGAUUUAUGUA